Molecule: messenger RNA, 4033 nt
Organism: Salvelinus fontinalis (brook trout)
Lineage: Eukaryota; Metazoa; Chordata; Actinopteri; Salmoniformes; Salmonidae
Product: general receptor for phosphoinositides 1-associated scaffold protein-like
Exons: 8
Coding region: 1737-2915 (392 amino acids)
Molecular function (GO): protein binding
Source: RefSeq, a predicted model, not a curated record
CGUGUUAUGACAUUUGUGUCAUGGCUGUGGUGGUUAGCCAACCUGCUUUGCCUCAUGGCUAUGCCACAUCACAGCCAUGAUAAAACAAAUGUGAAGCACAUGACCUCAUGUAUUGUUUAGAGUUUUUUACAAUCGCUUACACACUAAAAGUGGUACUUGAGGCAUACUCAGUGAAACCAUUAACUCAUGUACCUAAUCUUCAGACCAAGUCUGCAAAACUGCAAACACAUUAUCAGCUUUACAGUCAGUUUGUAAUUGUAAAACACACUUUUUGCAAAACACUAAACACAGUUCUCUACAUUAGACACAUCAUUCAAAACGAACAGGUCUUGUGUUUUGUUUGGAAAACACUGCCAUCCAAAAUGCCACAAUCUUUUACCGAUUUCCUACUCCCAGUGCUCACGUGUGAAAACACUUAGUGCUAAUUUCUUCACUUAGAAUCAGAGCUUGAGUACUGUAAAUAGGCUUCAGGUUGGCUUUCUUGGUUUGGACAACAAUGGAGGCCAAUUUUGGAGAGAGAGAGGAGUGAGCAUAAGAGGGGGACGAGGACAAUGAGGAGGCAUGCCAGGGCUGGAUACGCCACUCCAUAAACUACUUCCCCAGCUGUUUAGCCAGAGAGAACACCGCUUGUGACGUUGAUGAGGUGCUGUAUCCAGGCCCAAAUAGGAGACAGGAUGCACCCUAAUAGUUUUUUACUUUAUAGUAACAAGCCUAUUUGUUUUUAUAUUCUACUGUAUUUGUUUAGUCUGUUACUGUUCAGCCCGAAAUCUGGAUGUAAAUACAAUGUUUUUCAUUCUCAAUACAUUUCCCCCCCUUGUACUUCUGUUUUAUAGUGUAAAUAUAUUACUGAAUAUUCAUACAUACUGUAUAUAUUUGUGCAUAUACAUGUACGUGUGAGUGCUAUGACAAACUGCCGUGGACUCCAAUGAACAUGCAAAAGACAAGAUAGUAGUGUUUUACAUUUGUCACAUCCGUGUGUUGGCAUGUAUAAGAGCUAGUCAUUUGAUGGUUUGUGUGUAGAUGUUUGAUGCAGAAACACAAUUUUGAGAAGAGUUAAAAUAGUUUUGAAUUACGUGUUUGGUUUUGCAAGAGAUGUGUGAUGUGUUGCAUAUGUGUGUUUUGGGGUUUUGUGUGUAGUCUUGUGAAAAGGAACCAUAGUUUCAGAAAUUAUGUGUAAGUAAUUGUCAAAAACUGUAAUGCUAUGCGUCUUGCAUUAGAACACAAUAGUAAUUACUACUUAUGUAGGCCUUAUGUAGGUAAUGACAGCCCAGCCUUCGACCAAGUUUGUUCCCAACUAAUCUGAUAACUUUAUAAUUUAAACAGCUGUAGCCCAUUUUAAACCGAUACUGUUUUAAUUUUUAGAAUCGCAGGCCUUCUUGUUUAGAUUUAAGAGAAUGCAGGCUAUAUAGGCAAUGUAUUUUUCUCAGGCAUGUGAGACUUUUGCACACUGCACAAAUUGCUAAUUUCUUGACCCAUUGGUUUUUGCAAACGUACACAAAGUUCCGAUCGCCAAACAAAAGAAAACACAACCAUCCAAUUGUGUCGUGUGCUUCACAAUAGGGACCGCCUUCUGUGUACUCGCAGCCUUCCCAAUUUUUGAAGUAGUACAAUGUGUAUGCUGCCUGGACAGAAGCAUCAGUGUGUUGGCUGCGAUAGAGGAGCGGGAGGGAUAUUGAUAUUGUGGACAUUUUAUUGUUUCUUUGCUUUUUUUUGUUGUUGAUCACAGCGCACGUAAUAUGAAGAAUAUGACACUUCGAAGGCUUAAAAAAGUUAACUCCUGUGAUCCAGCUAGUGGACUUUCGAGCCAGGACGAUAUUUACUUUCCGUCCUCCAAGUCAGACAGUUGUAAAACUAUGGAUUUACCAACUAAUUCCUCGGAGGUGUAUAAUUACAAGACUUUGGCUUACUCUGGUGGAACGUUGCCAAGGAACUACAGAAAGAGUGGUGGGCUGCAGAAGUGGAAGCCUCUCACACAAACACCAGAGCCACAGAGGAAAGUUGUUGUCCUGGUGAAGAAGGUGGAGGAGACCUUUGGCUUUGAGAUCCAGACAUAUGGGCUGCACCACCAGGACCAGAACUCUGUGGAGAUGUGCACAUUUGUGUGCAAGGUUCAUGACGACAGCCCCGCUCAACAAGCCGGACUCAAAGUCGGGGACACCAUCACUAGCGUGAACGAGACCACUGUGGAUGGAUUUCAACACAAGGAGAUUGUUCAGCUAAUCAGGGCCUCUGGGAACUCCAUUAAACUGGAAACAGUGUACAGCGACUCCAUUCGAAAAGCAGAACUGGAGGCAAGGCUUCAGUAUCUAAAGCAAACCCUACAUGAGAAAUGGGAUGAAUACAGAUCUUUGAUGAUGCAAGAGCAGAGGCUGGUUCAUGGCAUAGUGAUGAGUGAUGCUGCUAUCUAUGAGUCCCUGGAGUCUGCGGGGGUGUAUGGUAGUCUGGGCGCACCGAGCCCGGCCGCCCUGCGUGCCCUCCGCUGCACCGGCAGCACCAGCAGCAGCGCCAGCCACCUGAGUGUCACCACAGAGGAGGAACCACUCUACCAGACCUGUCUGUACCAGGGGCAGGGUGACCGCCUCAACGACGCCAACAGUGACCUCACCAGAACCACCAGCAGCACAGAGAAAGACCAGCAGGAACAGGAGAAGCCAUCCCAGGGUAAGCAGAGAAUGAUCCGUCCCGCCAGCGAGCUCUUCACCUCGGCCAAGACCCACCUGACCCGCAGCGCCAGUACACGCAGCUACCUGAGGGGCUCCAACAACAACUCUUCGUCAGCACCAGGGGAGAAAGUGCAAUCGGGAGGGUUCAGCUCGCUACAGAGGAAACCCAAACAGAAGAGCUUCCGCCGACGGCUCCUCAAGUUCAUCCCUGGACUGAACAGAGCCAUGGAGGAGGAGGAGAGCCAUCUCUGAGGACUAAACAGACUGAACAGAACCAUGGAGGAGGAGGAGAGCCAUCUCUGAGGACUAAACAGACUGAACAGAGCCAUGGAGGAGGAGGAGAGCCAUCUCUGAGGACUAAACAGACUGAACAGAGCCAUGGAGGAGGAGGAGAGCCAUCUCUGAGGACUAAACAGACUGAACAGAGCCAUGGAGGAGGAGGAGAGCCAUCUCUGAGGACUAAACAGACUGAACAGAGCCAUGGAGGAGGAGGAGAGCCAUCUCUGAGGACAAAACAGACUGAACAGAGCCAUGGAGGAGGAGGAGAGCCAUCUCUGAGGACUAAACAGACUGAACAGAGCCAUGGAGGAGGAGGAGAGCCAUCUCUGAGGACUAAACAGACUGAACAGAGCCAUGGAGGAGGAGGAGAGCCAUCUCUGAGGACUAAACAGACUGAACAGAGCCAUGGAGGAGGAGGAGAGCCAUCUCUGAGGACUGAACAGAGCCAUGGAGGAGGAGGAGAGCCAUCUCUGAGGACUGAACAGAGCCAUGGAGGAGGAGGAGAGCCAUCUCUGAGGACUAAACAGACUGAACAGAGCCAUGGAGGAGGAGGAGAGCCAUCUCUGAGGACUAAACAGACUGAACAGGGCCAUGGAGGAGGAGGAGAGCCAUCUCUGAGGACUAAAUGGACUAAACACCGACAGAACUGGAGACUCUUUCUGACCCAAAGACUUAACAUUGCCUCUGAUUCUCUAAAAUUAACUAACAACAACCAAAGAUUUCAAAUAGUGCCAAAUCUAUCCAGUCAUACUUUUGUACUUGUUAAUGUGACAUUUGGUCCAGUAGAACUAAUGGUUCUUUGAGUUUUGAAGCACACUCAAUUUUCAGGAGAGGAUUUCACAUCUGUACAUACUGUACCUUGGUUACUGGUUUUAUAUUUCAUAAGUUAUUUAUUUAUUUGACUGGUAAGACCUAUGUACAGAAUUAUUAUUUUUAUUUUUUAUUUUUUUUGUCAUCAUGACAGUUGAAAACAAAUGCCUCAUUACAUGAGACUUUUUAUAAGAGACACAUUUGUUUACUGCCUUUUUGUACCAGAUUGAUCCUGUGUUCUUUGCCAAAAAUAUCUCAAAAUAAAUGUGCCAUUUUGAUUA